This is a messenger RNA of Debaryomyces hansenii CBS767, 1821 nucleotides long. It is a transcript of the gene NOT5, whose product is annotated as CCR4-NOT core subunit. Gene Ontology annotation, cellular component: P-body; CCR4-NOT core complex; nucleus. The transcript has a single exon. NCBI's taxonomy places the organism in Eukaryota, Fungi, Ascomycota, Pichiomycetes, Serinales, Debaryomycetaceae. Gene Ontology annotation, biological process: nuclear-transcribed mRNA poly(A) tail shortening; regulation of DNA-templated transcription. The record is from RefSeq and is a predicted model, not a curated record. Bases 1 to 1821 code for a protein of 606 amino acids.
AUGAGUACUAGAAAGCUACAACAAGAGUUCGAUAAGACGAACAAAAAAAUUGCGGAAGGAUUAACUGUUUUCGAUGAUAUUUACGAUAAAUUGAUGACGACUGAAAUUAGUUCCCAGAAGGAAAAAUUGGAAAGUGACUUGAAGAAGGAAAUCAAGAAGUUGCAGAGACUGAGAGACCAAUUGAAAACAUGGAUUAGUGACACCAGUAUCAAGUUAGAUAAAAGUUUAAUACAAGACAACCGUACCAAAAUUGAACAUGCUAUGGACCAAUUCAAAGACUUGGAGAAGUCAUCUAAGAUCAAACAAUUCUCCAACGAAGGAUUGGAGUUGCAAAGCCAGAAGACAAAGUAUAACAAAUUCACGGACCCCGAAGACGCGAAGAAGCAAGAAGCUUGUAAUUACAUCGGCGACAUAAUUGAUCAGUUGAACCAGCAGAACGAGUCAUUGGAACUGGAGAUACAUCUGCUUGCCACUCAAUUGAAGAAAACCAAAUCGGCAAACUCGUAUAGCGUACAAUCGUCAAUUGAUGAUUGUAAGUAUAACGUGGAGAGGAAUAAUAAUCAUUUAAGUAAAUUGGAAAUGAUCUUGAGAAACAUAGAAAACGAGAACUUAGAUCCUGAACGUGUGGAUGAUAUUAAAGAUGAUUUGGAAUACUACGUUGAAACUAAUCAAGAAGAUGAUUAUGUCGAAUAUGACGAUUUCUAUGAUCAAUUAGAAAUGUCUGAAGAGAACGAUAUUCUUGGUUCUGGACAAGAUGCGAAUGAAGAUAAUGAAGAAAAUAAAGCAGAAGUGAAAGAAGGACCGAAGGAGGAACCUAAGGAUGGACCAAAAGAAGAACCUAAACCAGAAACAAAAACUGAAACUAAGCCAGAAGCCAAAACGGAAUCUAAACGUGAAACUAAGCCAGAAAUCAAAAGCGAGGCAAAGAGUGAACCUAAAUCGUCGAAUGAGUCGACUUCUGCUGCUAGUACUCUUGCGAGAAAAGGAAAGACUACAGUCGUACCAGCGGCAAACCCACCACCUCUUAAUACGGCUCAAUCAUACUCAAACAUUAUCAAGGCAUCCAUGUCAUCUCCAGCAGCUGCAAAAGUCCUUCCCCCAGGAUUAAACCAAGCAAAGUCAUCAACAUCAUCACCACAACGCACGCCACAGAAACUCCACCAAGCAGACGACAGCAAAAAGAGAGUAGUCUCUCAAACCCAACAUAUUCCAUCCACGCAGCCAGAAACUAGGUCUGAGACGCAACUGCCAAUUUUAAAUGUAAAUAAACCUAUCUUUGACACUGUAAACAGGCUAUCAACUUUGCCCCAAUCGAGGUUGCACAAUCCAUUACCAUUCCAAUCGAUUGUUCUGUUGUUAGAAUCAUCUUUACUCAACUGUCCAGACUCAUUUGACGCAGAGAAACCAAGACAAUACCACCCCACAAGCAUCCAUCCAUCGUCGGUGGACUACCCACAGGAGCCAAUGUAUGAGUUGAACUCGAGCCACAUAAUGAAGAAGUUUGACAACGAUACCCUUUUCUUUUGCUUUUACUACAGCGAGGGCAUCGAUAACCUAGCCAAGUGGAAUGCUGCACAGGAGUUGAGCAAACGAGGCUGGAUUUUCAACACUGACGUGAAGCAAUGGUUCUUAAAGGAUAAUAAGAACGGAGGUAAAAAUAGAUCUAUGUCUAUAAUACAAAAGGAAGAAGACGAACAAAACAAGCAAGACGAUUCUGCAAAUAAUGAAGAGAACUAUAAGUAUUUUGACUACGAGAAGACGUGGUUAACUAGAAGAAAGGAGAACUAUAAAUUUAGUCAAGAUUUCAGGGAGUCUUUUUAA